Vombatus ursinus (common wombat) is the source of this 5117-nucleotide messenger RNA. Its product is annotated as CCAAT/enhancer-binding protein gamma. The record is from RefSeq and is a predicted model, not a curated record. The coding region runs from base 1532 to 1984 and encodes 150 amino acids. The transcript has 4 exons. Gene Ontology annotation, molecular function: RNA polymerase II cis-regulatory region sequence-specific DNA binding; DNA-binding transcription factor activity, RNA polymerase II-specific. Gene Ontology annotation, biological process: DNA-templated transcription; regulation of transcription by RNA polymerase II. Lineage: Eukaryota; Metazoa; Chordata; Mammalia; Diprotodontia; Vombatidae.
UAGCAAUUUUAUCCUGCAAAACUUCUGGUUUAUUUUGUUUUAAAAAGCUUGCAUUUACCUCCAACACUUAAAAGCUAAAGGUUCAAAACUCAGUAGUGUCCUCUAGAAAUUCGAAGGAUUUUAUUUCGAUCAGCUACACGGCUUCUUAAUUAAAUGCUCUACAUACACAUCCUUCGACCUGUAGUCCCUCAAGACUCGAUCUUAAUUGGGGACUCAGCUAAAUUGUCUUUUCUGUGAGAGCUACUGAUGGAUUGAUUCCUCCAGGAAAUGGUAAAAUUAGAAAUCUCACUGCGGAGAUGUUUUACAUAUUAAAAAAAGACAGAGCCCCACCCCCCACCCCUUGUAUUUUUAGAGGCACUAAUUUUCUUCCAAUACUUCCUGUAGUAGUUCGGCUUGAGGACAAGCGAGGCCACAGAGCUCGGACAGUGUGCGGGCUCCGAGGCGCGACCUUCCAGGGUCCCUGGAGGUUAAAUGCCCCGCUUUGGAAGCAGCAGGAGGGCGCGGGCGACCCUGGCAGGAGGCUCGGGCCCGGGGAUGUGCUGGAGAGUCACUCCUCCCUCCCGGGUUAAAGCCCCAACACGCCACGCGCAGGACGGGAAGGAGGGCGGACCACAGCGGGACUCCCUGGCCCCCGGCACAGGGUGCCCCUCUCGGCCAGCACAGCGAAAACCCCCGUUAGUGCGGCUUCGAAGCCACUCCGGGAGGCAGCCCCACUGGCUUAGCCAGAGCUGUCCAGCUGUGGGGAAGGGGAGGGGGAGGAGUCAGGCGGGGUUCAGCCCCACCCUCCUAGGUCCUGUCACUUUAAGGCAAGCAGGAAUUCCUGGGCCCCGCCCCCUUCCCGAAGCUCCACUUCCGAUUGGCUCGUAGAGAUGCCAGUCGCGGGCGGAGGUUUCGUCAUCCUCCGGCACAGGGCUCUCCCAUUGGCCCAGGCGCCGGCAGCUUGUAAAUGGUGCUGGGAAAGGGGGAGGGGAGGAGAGUGUGAGAGCGAGCGCGAGCGAGGCCCGGGUGGGAGCGGGAGGCUGGCUGGUUUCGCAAUCGCCUCUCGUUGUCCGCCGGUUCCAACUCCUCGAAGUAAGGCGUCGGGGUCGCGCCGCAGCGGGGGCCUCGCUGGGUUCGCCUCGGGUGGAGGCCCCCUAGUUCACAAAUUGAAUAUACAAGGUAUUCAUUGUGGAUGAUCAUGUAACAUUCUGAGAGUCAACUGGGAAAAGAGUAUCCUUCCAGCUCCCGAAGGGCCACUCCAUAUGAUAAUAUUUUUAAAAAAAAAAAAAGAAAAAGAAGAAAAAAAUCAGCACAACUGAUCCUUAUGUUGAAAAAGUCUGAAAAAGUGCAGUGUGUAACACCUAUGGACUUUUCAGUUCAGAAAGAGAUGGGUUGGGAAGGUAUCCUUCCAUCAUAGCUCCUCAGAGGUGCAUGUGAAGAUUUCUUGGCAGUGGAGUGUGGAAACUUGGUUGCUUGUAUCUUCCUUCACCCCUUCCUCUGUUCCCCCUCCACCAUUUCUAACUCUGUGCUGAAGUUAAAGAAGAGUGUCCAAAUGAGCAAGACAUCCCAACAGAGCAGUACUGCAGGAGCAAAUGGAAUCAGUGUCAUUCAUACACAAGCACACGCCAGUGGUUUGCAGCAGGUUCCUCAGGUGGUGCCGGUCAGCCCUGGGGGAGGAGGCAAAGCUGCACCUCCCAGCAAGCAGAGCAAAAAGAGUUCAUCUGUGGAUAGGAACAGUGACGAGUAUCGACAGCGGAGGGAACGGAACAACAUGGCGGUGAAAAAGAGUCGGUUAAAAAGCAAGCAGAAAGCCCAGGACACCUUGCAGAGGGUCAACCAGCUGAAGGAAGAGAACGAACGCUUGGAAGCAAAGAUCAAACUUCUGACUAAGGAAUUAAGUGUACUUAAAGAUCUGUUUCUUGAGCAUGCACACAAUCUGGCAGACAACGUACAGCCUAUGAGCGCUGAAAGCACUACAACAAAUCCCGAUAACACAGGACAGUAGAGGUGUCUCUUCACAACCUUGGGGAAUUGAACUUUAGAAGGUGUGACUUGCACCACUCACAUUAGUAUCAGAGCUGAUCUGUUUUAGUAUUUAAAGAUCCUUUUUGGGAUAUUUUCUAGGUUAAGCACUGAAGAUUUGAUUAGCCUAAAAUGUUAACUUGUUGGUCUUUUUUGAAGUAAUAAGUUGCUUUUUAUCAAAAGUUGGAUAAUUUUUUCAAAGAUAUGAAAAUCUCAGAACUUGAUGUUAUUGCUAAGACUUGGAUUUCCCCAGAAAUGCUCAUUUUCUUUUUUUGGCAUGGAGAAAUAGGAGUAUACCAGGCAAGUGGCAGAUUAGGCAGACGUUUACUGGUUUUAAUGAAGAGAAUUGGAUGAAAAAAAUUGAUGUUAAAUGUUCUUUUAAAAAUCUGUACACUGUAAUGUAAAUUGGCUGUUUAGAGACAGAUCAGUUUAUAAUAUGAGGGUUAUAAAUACAUUGUUUUAACAUAAUUAGAAGUUUUUCCCUAGUUGGCAUAAAUUGUUUCUCAAUAGUAUGGUUCAGCAGUGAUGGCUAAAGUGUUACAAAUGAUUAUUAUAAACAGGGGAUUGUAAAUGUGCUAUGUAGCACAUUGAAAUUGGCAUACCAAAACUGUAAAUGGCUAAGGGAGCGAGUGGAUUAAUAUUUAUUCUUGUAAGCCUCUAUAUCAGCGAAAUUUGUUAGAAUUCUCCUUUCAGGUUUUCUGGGAUUAUAGGGCUAUAUGAAAAAAAAAAAGUCAGGAAUGUUUAGAACAACUCAGAAAAACUGAAGUGUCUCUCUAAGUGUUAGUUUUAAAGAAUUGUUAAAAUAGACAUUUUUGGCUACAUAUGUUGAAAAGUACUUCAUGUAGUAUAUUACCAGCCUAUUUAGUAUUGGGCUCAAGAGGUAGUUUUACUGAGAAUGGAACUUUUCUUAGGUCACAAUUUUAUAGGAAGCCUUCAUCAAAAAGUUUUUAUUUUAACAAAAGAGUGAUUACUCAAAAAUUUGUGGAUAAUUUCAUACUUUUCCUGAAAAUACAGUGGUAAUGUACCAUUAAGAUGGCUCUUAAAAAGACAAACUAAGAUGUCAAACCCUUUUAACUUAUUUCAUCGUUUGUAAUAUCAGCCUGUCGUAUUUCUUAUCUGGUCAUCACACUAUACUCUCCCAAAUAUUUUUUCACCCUUUACUUCCAUUCAUUAAUUUUUAAGCUUGUGUGCCCUAUAAACAUAUUUAGAAAGAGUAUGUUGGUGAGAAAGUUGUUAGGAUGCUGAUAGAGAAAGCACAAAAUUAUUUUGUGAUUAAAAAUGUCAAAGGGAAGCUGUGGAGACUGUUCCAUUUAAUAGUAGCAGUUUAAAAGUCUUUCUUAACAUUUUUUUGGCUUGGCUUUAUCUUACCUGUUUUACUUUGUAAUUUUAUGUGGGGCUGGCUUCCUCGCCAUUUAGUAGAACUCAUCCACUCUUUGUUGACAGACUAUCCGUCAGGUAAAUCUGUUUACUGUGUGUCUGUCGCUUCAAGCUACUGUGGUGGGCCUCAGUUUUUAACUGUAGUUUGGUGCUUCAUACCAGUAUAAUUGAGACAGGUUAGGGAAGUAGGAGUGCCUUUUAUUUACUGAGUGGAAUACUUUGCAGUGCACCUGUGAAGGUUUUCAAUAACCAGGGUGAUAAACUCCCUUUUCUUGGCAUCUCAGCCAUUUUGCUUGUCAGGAUAGCCCUUUGGCUUAGGGCAGGGGACAGACUGGAAACCCUAUGGGAUAAAAUUGAUGAUUAAGGUUUGGUUAAUAUUGUCAAUUUGAGCUAAUUUGAAACUUGUAUUAGACUCAGUAGUUGGAAUUGUGGUAAGUGACAUUGGGCUUGCUUGUUGUAAUAGGAUGGGAGUUAGCUAAAGCCUUUGUAGUUGUAGCUCUGUUUGUGAAGAUAGGAACCAUAUGUCAUUUUAUGAAUGAUUGGACCUUUCUCAGAAAGGUUAUUGACUUCAUAUGGAGCAAGGAAGGAGUAUAGGGAGUUUUAUAAGGACCAGUUCACUGUGUUGGCUUGAAACGUUUAGCUACCUGUUAAAGCUAAUGGAGAUUUUGAUUAACUGGGUCACCCCAUAUAAGUCUUUAGAAGCAGUUUGAAGCUGGAUCAUCUCAGUAAUAUUUUAAAAUGAAAGUUUCAUAACUGGGGAUAUCAGGUCACUUACUGUCAAGCACAUAUGGUUCUAGACUUUUUUUCUCUCCUAUAUCAUUUGCUGAAAAACACAUCCAUCAUAGAAAUACACAAUGACAGCUUAUAGAAAUUUGGUCAAAUCCCCUUACGGUAUAGAUGAGGAAACUAAGGUACAGAAAGGUUGUGACCUGCCCAAGAUCGCAUGGCAAAUUAGUGACUGAGCUAAGACUAAUAUCCGGAUCUCCUCACUUCCAGUCCAGUGCUCUUUGCUCUGCACUGUGUUAAUAACCUCAUCAGGCUUCAUAUGUUUUUCAGUGAUUCCAGAUGGAUUUGUGGGUGCUAUUGGGGGUGUUAGAUGUGAUAAGCAUUUUAAAAUCGGCUAGAAUAUAACUUGAAACUAUUUCUUAAGUGGAUUCAAGCUUUCGUGCUUGAGCUAAGUAAAUUACAGAGUUUUAGUUUAAGGUAUAAUAGAGACAAAUUUCAUAGGUUAUCAGUUUCUGAAUAGAAAUAACUUCAGAAUGCAAGAUUUCAUCAUCUAAAAGCUUACUGUUGCUUAGGCUCAGUCUGCUUCAUUGACAUAAUGUUAGAACAAGAGCUCAGACACUGGAGAAGACAUGCUAACAAAAUGGAACCAUGUUCUGGAAAAUCAGGGCUUAGACAGUGUGGAAAUUGACAUAAAUUGGAAGUGUGUGCAGUUUAAAGCACUUCAGCUUUCUCUGUUGUCUUUAGCAGGCUUAAAAUACUUAACCUAAACAAGAUAGUGCUCAGAGUACUCCAAACUGCCUUAGAAAUAGGGAAGCUGGUUUUUAUGUUGAAUUGACAGAAGCUAGGGAGAAGAAAGACCACUUUAUGGAUGUUAGCUCUGCCUCUCAGGAAAAAAAAAGUACCAACUUGUUCUUUCUAUUCCUGGCUUUUCUCAAUUUGUGAGAUUUCUAUUUUUUUAAUAAAAUUUGAUUUCUUCCAAUGAAUUUGAAAUAAAAAUCUUUGGAACAAUGGUA